CACACACUCAGAUUCCAAUUCGUCACAAACCAAAUUCAUCUCUAGAAUGUCACCAACAUUUCAAGAGUUCAUGACUGCCUUCCCACGGAGGCACCGUGGCAGGUCCGUCGCCUUUGUCGAGGCGGCACCGGAGACCUAUAUCAUCCCAUGGGAACUUUCGUCCUGGCAAGAUGGUGAAUUUUCCGAGAGCCCUUCAGAAUACGAGGUUGCUAAUGCAGAAUUGCUGGCUAAGAAGGCGCUCGCUGCUGCAGUAGCAGAGGAUGAGCAGGAAGCAUAUCAGCAUUCGAUCCAGUCAAAGACACUUCAGCCUACAGCGAAGCCCAGUCCUCCUAGAUACAAGCCAUUUCCAGGCGCUCAAAUGGAGAUAAAGCGGAAGCCAGUUGCACAUCGGCUUCCAACUCCUCCUCCAGUCUACGAAGUCCCUCUGGUAGCCCCAACCCAGAUAAAGCGUAAGCCUGUUCCAGCACCCCUUCUUGAGCUGCCUUCGGUUGAGGGUAUCAAGUCAGCUGCCCCAGAGGUACACGACUACACGCGUCGACCAGCCUUGACUCGAGCUGAGACCACCUUUGACGACUUCUUGCCACGCCACAAGACUAAUACAUGGCAAGAAGUCGACAACGCGGACUGGCAACGCCGUCGUGCUCGCUCGGUUGCCGGAUUUGCAACUGAUACUUUGCAAAAGGCGAAGUAUCAAGUCAAGAAGGCUGUUGGGCGCUCAUAGAAAUAGAUUGGUUGUAGGAAGCUUUGGUUGUUUGAGGGUGGUGGUUUGUGUUGAAAUAUAAUUAACUUCUUCAAUAAUAUAUGAAUGCUUUCUCGUGUCUAUACUCUCGUGUUAGUGCU
Molecule: messenger RNA, 840 nt
Organism: Cucurbitaria berberidis CBS 394.84
Lineage: Eukaryota; Fungi; Ascomycota; Dothideomycetes; Pleosporales; Cucurbitariaceae
Exons: 1
Coding region: 47-721 (224 amino acids)
Source: RefSeq, a predicted model, not a curated record